AUGGCGUCGCCCAAGCCAAGGCCAAGCGCUGCCUGGCAUCGCCAAGGCCAAGGCCCACUGCCUAGAGUCGCCCACAUCCCCGUGCCUGGCAUUUCCUACAACCAUGGUGCCAACCUACCUCCUCGCCCACGCAGCCAACGCCUGCGUAGCGUAACCCAGCCUAGCAUUGUGCUUGUGGCGUCAUCUAGCCUACGUUGUGCUUGUGACUUUACCCUGCUUAACGACGCCUUUGAGCCUUGUGUCGCCUGGCGCCCAGUCUGCGUAACGUGGCUCCUAACUUGCCUCGUCUGGCGCCCUUGCACCCAUGGUGCCAGCCUAUCUCCUCCAUCAGCAACAACAAGCUCAAUGUCGCCCCUUGUUGCCCCAAUUGGCGACCUACUCUCGCCCAUCCUGUGCAAGCUGCCGACGUUGCCCAAGUUCUCCAUGGCAUUGCCUAAGGAGCCAACAGAGGCGCAGCCUAAAGAUCCAGCAAAGGUGCCGCCUGGGGAGCCAUCAAUGACAUCGCUCAAACCCCUCAAAGUAGGUGGUCAUCCACAUUAG
This is a messenger RNA of Ilex paraguariensis (yerba mate), 540 nucleotides long. NCBI's taxonomy places the organism in Eukaryota, Viridiplantae, Streptophyta, Magnoliopsida, Aquifoliales, Aquifoliaceae. The record is from the annotation of a GenBank genome assembly.